UUGCUCUUGCUCCUCCUCUUCUCUCCCUGCUUGACCAGUAAGCUCUUUACAGCUUCAAUGGCGUCCGUACUGAAUACGGUGUCGUCCAUUAGAUUAUCGAAACUCAACGCCAGCCGAGUUCGAACUCAGUCCAAUUUGGCGCCGAUUUCUGUUUCGUUUACCAGAAGAAGGCUUACGGUUAGGGCUGCGGAGACCGAUACAAACGAAGCUGUUGAACCUCAGGUACCCGAUAAGGCACCGGCUAAGAAUGGUUCGAGCUUCAAUCAGCUUCUUGGUAUUAAAGGAGCUUCUCAAGAAACUAAUAAAUGGAAGAUUCGUCUUCAGUUGACAAAGCCUGUAACUUGGCCUCCCCUGGUAUGGGGAGUAGUUUGCGGAGCUGCUGCUUCUGGAAAUUUUCAUUGGACUUUUGAGGACGUUGCCAAAUCAAUAGUUUGCAUGUGUAUGUCUGGCCCUUUUCUCACUGGCUAUACCCAGACACUAAAUGAUUGGUAUGACCGAGAAAUUGAUGCAAUUAAUGAACCAUAUCGUCCGAUUCCCUCGGGGGCAAUAUCUGAGAAUGAGGUCAUUACUCAAAUCUGGGUGCUGCUUUUAGGAGGCCUUAGCUGUGCUGGUAUAUUAGAUGUGUGGGCAGGACAUAAGUUCCCCAUAGUUUUCUACCUUGCUUUGGGUGGAUCCUUUCUAUCAUACAUUUACUCUGCUCCACCUUUAAAGCUGAAACAAAAUGGAUGGAUUGGAAAUUUUGCCCUUGGAGCAAGUUAUAUCAGUUUGCCAUGGUGGGCUGGUCAGGCAUUAUUUGGGACCCUUACACCUGACAUAAUUGUCCUCACACUCUUGUACAGCAUAGCUGGGUUGGGAAUUGCUAUUGUAAAUGACUUCAAAAGUGUUGAAGGAGAUAGAGCAAUGGGACUUCAGUCACUCCCUGUAGCUUUCGGUUCGGAAACUGCCAAAUGGAUUUGUGUUGGCGCCAUUGACAUCACUCAGUUAUCAAUCGCUGGUUAUCUGCUAGGGGCUGGUAAACCAUAUUAUGCUUUAGCUCUCGUUGCUUUGAUAGCUCCCCAAGUCUUUUUUCAGUUCAAGUACUUUCUCAAAGACCCUGUCAAGUAUGAUGUUAAAUAUCAGGCCAGCGCGCAGCCGUUUCUCGUGCUUGGGCUUUUGGUAACAGCAUUAGCGAUGAGUCAUUGAUAUUUUGAACGCAUGGCGGUUGGGCACGCGAUGAAAUAAAAGAGAGAUAUAGAGUGGCAAUCACACAAAUCACCGAAUGCAGUAUUUUGCCAGUCGUCUAAAACAGCUACUGCUAAAGUAUGGCUCCGUCACUUAUUGUACCAAAGUUUUGCUGAUUGAUUGAGAAACAAUUUACUGGGAAGUUGCUGUUGUAAAUAUGCUUCUUUUAGCAGUGUCAUCUUUAGGUGAAUGGUGGAUCAGUAAAUUCAUUCGGAUAAAGCAACAAUCUGUUAUU
Prunus mume (Japanese apricot) is the source of this 1456-nucleotide messenger RNA. RefSeq names its product UbiA prenyltransferase family protein (gene G4). Gene Ontology annotation, cellular component: membrane. Gene Ontology annotation, molecular function: chlorophyll synthetase activity. Gene Ontology annotation, biological process: chlorophyll biosynthetic process. NCBI's taxonomy places the organism in Eukaryota, Viridiplantae, Streptophyta, Magnoliopsida, Rosales, Rosaceae. The record is from RefSeq and is a predicted model, not a curated record.